Molecule: messenger RNA, 1407 nt
Organism: Saprolegnia diclina VS20
Lineage: Eukaryota; Oomycota; Saprolegniomycetes; Saprolegniales; Saprolegniaceae
Product: chitinase
Exons: 1
Coding region: 57-1343 (428 amino acids)
Biological process (GO): carbohydrate metabolic process
Molecular function (GO): chitin binding; hydrolase activity, hydrolyzing O-glycosyl compounds
Source: RefSeq, a predicted model, not a curated record
CCAGUGUGAGAUGGCAUCGCGACUAAAAACACCCAAAACGCUUGGCCCGCCACCAGAUGGUUUCUGCGGGAUCUUUGGUUUUGCGAUUUUCCGGCGGUUGCGAGCUCACUUUGCCUUUUGCCUCAAGCAUGCUGCUUGCGCUUCUCGCUUCAAUGCUGCUCGCCGCGGCCAGCGCCGCGCCGCUGCGAGGCCACGCCCUCGUCGGCUACUGGCACGACUUCCAGAACCCGUCCGGCCCGACCUACCCGCUGCGCAUGGUGAGCCAGGACUGGGACGUGGUCAUCGUCGCGUUUGGCACCAACCAAGGCAACGGCAACGUCGGAUUCGAGCUCGAUAAAGGCGCGGGCUCGGAAGCGGCGUUCAUUGACGACAUUGCAGCGCUCCAAGCGCGAGGCAAGAAGGUCGUGCUCUCGCUCGGCGGCCAAGACGGGUCGGUCUCGCUAAGCAACGACAUGGAGCGCCACAACUUUGUCACUUCGGUAUACGGACUCUUGCGCAAGUAUGGCUUUGACGGCAUCGAUCUGGACCUGGAGUCGGGUAUCUCGCAAGGUCUCCCGAUCAUCAACAACCUCAUUAUCGGCGUCAAGGAGCUCCGCCGUCGCGUCGGCGACUCGUUUUACCUCUCGAUGGCGCCCGAGCACCCGUACGUGCAGGGCGGCUACGGUGCAUAUGGUAGCAUCUGGGGUGCGUACCUUCCGAUCAUAGACGGUCUCCGCAACGAGCUCAGCAUCAUUCACGUCCAGUACUACAACAACGGCGGCUUUGUCUACACGGACGGCCGCAUGAUCAACGAAGGCACCGUCGACUGCCUCGUCGGCGGCUCGCUCAUGCUCAUGGACGGCUUCCGUGUCAACUAUGGCCAGGGCUGGAAGUUCAACGGCCUUCGUCCCGACCAAGUUGCAUUCGGUGUCCCUUCGGGUCCGCAGGCGGCCGGCCGGGGCUUCGUGACGCCGACGACGGUCACGCGAGCGUUGACGUGUCUUGCGCACGGCGUUGGCUGCGACACGAUCAAGCCCAAGAAUACAUACCCGACGUUCCGCGGCGUCAUGACAUGGAGCAUCAACUGGGACCGGUUUGACCGGUUUGCAUUCUCGCAGCCGGCGCGCCACGCGCUCGACAGCCUUGGCCACAACAGCUUUGUCGCGCCAGUCUACGCGGCGACGAGGACGCAGGAGGAAGAGACAGCGCCCGUGCCGACGCCCGAGCCCACACACAAGGCUCAGCGCAAGCCCGGCUGCGGCGACAACACGGGGUGCUACUAUGCGCCCACAUCCAUGUCGCUCGUGGGCUGGUCGGCGCAAGAUUGCGGCAAAAUGCCCUUCUUCCAGUGGUGUGGACCGUAAAUGUAACUGCCAACUGCACACUAAAUAGACGUUGGAAUAUAAUGACGUGGCACCUUCUACAGCA